This is a messenger RNA of Saccostrea cuccullata (small rock oyster), 833 nucleotides long. RefSeq lists its product as uncharacterized. The coding region runs from base 2 to 703 and encodes 233 amino acids. The record is from RefSeq and is a predicted model, not a curated record. The transcript has 3 exons. NCBI's taxonomy places the organism in Eukaryota, Metazoa, Mollusca, Bivalvia, Ostreida, Ostreidae.
GAUGUUUCAUCGAGAAUCGGUGAUAUCCCUAGUAAUCACUGUUUCAGUUGUCAUAGCAACCUUUCGGCAGCAGACUUUAUUUUUGUCUGAAUCUAAAAAUAUCACCGGAUGUGAUGUGUACUAUGAUCACAUUUCAACGGUUCAGUUGUGUUUCCGGCAUUGCUCUAAGAAUCACGGAGUUUUAUCCAGUAGCAUGUGGCAUUCAGCAACAAAAAGAUGCGGUUGUUGUAAAUGUGAGCCGAUUGGUAAUAAUUAUUUUGCUUCAACUCCUUGGAAAAUAUUAACGCCAGAGUUGUGUUUCAAAGGCUACAGUUACUUCUCUCACAAUGGCACGGGCUCCUGCUUCCGAUUCGUGUCGGAGCCAAAAAAUUACAGUACGGCUCUUCUGGACUGUGUAAAGGAUGGGGGACAUCUUGUCAGGAUAUCCUCCCCAGGAAAAAAUCAACUGUUCAUAAAAUAUCUUGAUAUCCAGUGCAAUUCACCUUCAAGCGUAUGGAUUGAGGGAAAACUUCUGCCUAACAACUGUACCUGGGUUUUCGAAGAUAAAACAGUUAUAACCUAUGAGAACUGGAAAUACAACAAGCAUUGUACUUAUCCCGAAGAAACACGAAAAAGAGCGGAAGCGAAGGACGGAUAUAAAUGGUUCGACAAUAAUGGUACCAAAAUGAUGUCCUACCUAUGUGAGGCAGAAGUAGCUGAUUGAGCGUUAGGCUGAAAAUUAUUAAAAGAGAUUUUGAAAGAUUUCCACUUUAUUUUGGUUAUCCCACGUCUAGUACUGCAGGGGUAUAUGGUUUUCAUUGGUCGUGAUUGACAUUUGUAAGACUAAUUACUAU